AUGAAAAAGAUCAAUACGAGCGAAGGCUCCGAUCUUCGUUCAAUCGGAGAGAACGAUCCGCUCCAAGGCUCGGUGCGAAGUUGCCGAGACGCGGCCUUGCAGAUUGCCAACAUUGGAUGCACGCCGCACUUCAAAGAGGUAAUCGACACUUACGCAUUGUCUUUUGUUGCAUUGCACCUCUUCACUGCAGGUGUCACGCUCUCCAUCAUGACAGGACUGGACCCCCUAAGCCGGGAAGCCUACGAUUCCAAAAUGGGUCUUCGAAAGUUGAUGGAGAUGCAUUCUCAACUCAAGUCCAAGUCUGUCGUUGCUGAACAGGGGCUGAAUAUUCUAACGAAAUUGAUGAAGCUCGUCAUGACUAAAGAGAUGGAGAGAAUGCUUCACUUGGAUGUUCCCCCUCAGACGGAACUUGACCAAAACGGCAGAGACAUUGAAAUAAGUGGUAGCUCGGAUACAAUGGAAGUCACCGCCCGAAGCACCGAAACAAACCCUAUAGACCCAAGCAGCCACAUCGACCGGGCCGCGCUACAGCAAAGCACAACAGCAGCUGACAUGGACGAGGAUGCCGCAAUGAGCUUGAGCUUUAGCGAGGACCCAAUCAUAACACAAGCGCUCUCGGAGUUCGAGCAGAGUAAGAUAAAAUCCCCCAACCGUAUUUCUUAG
This is a messenger RNA of Colletotrichum scovillei, 663 nucleotides long. RefSeq names its product tall aerial hyphae-4. NCBI's taxonomy places the organism in Eukaryota, Fungi, Ascomycota, Sordariomycetes, Glomerellales, Glomerellaceae. Bases 1 to 663 code for a protein of 220 amino acids. The transcript has a single exon. The record is from RefSeq and is a predicted model, not a curated record.